Messenger RNA from Durusdinium trenchii, 1476 nucleotides. The record is from the annotation of a GenBank genome assembly. NCBI's taxonomy places the organism in Eukaryota, Dinophyceae, Suessiales, Symbiodiniaceae.
AUGCCGCUGUUCGUUCUGCAGGUAGCUCGGCAACUACAUGCCCUUUGGGUUCCUGUGCUGUUUGGUAGCAUCAGUGCAGGGAUCAGAACUACGAAUCUAUCCUAUCUUGGCUUGAAUUUCUUUGCUCAGCAACACACCGACUUGAGGCCGGAAGACAUACGAUGUGAGGACACGCCUGAAGCACCAUACUGCCAGGCUGCCAUCAACGACAACCUCUUCUGGGCCACCACCAUAGGUGCGAUUGGCUCCCUCCUUCACUUCGUUCUCGGGCCCUUCCUUGGGGCACUCAGCGACUCCAUCGGACGACGUCCGGUGAUCCUGCUUUGCAGUCUCCUCGGGUACCCAUCUUUGGUGUCGCUGGCGCUUUUCGUUUACAGAAACGUCAGCAUGUACUUUACUUUUGCGCUUAUGCCGCUGGGAGAACUGCCUGUCCUUGCAAUAUGGUUCGCCUUCAUCGUCGACCUCAUUGAGGACAAUCGCGACAGCAGUGUGGCCUUCGGUCUUGUGAGUGCUGUGGCGCUCCUGUCCACGAUGCUGGGUGCGGGCAUUGGGGCAUUCCUCUCAAUGAAAUCAGGCGUGGCUGCUAUGAUCUUCUUCGACAUGGGCAUUCUUUUGCCAUACCUUGUUUGCUGUCUCCCAGAGACACUGGUACCUGCCAAGCGGCAAGCCAUGCAGUGGCGUGCAGCCGCACCGGGGCUUGGCUUGAGAUACCAGACUAUGAAGGUAGCGCUUCUGAGCGUCGUGUCCCAAGGCAUUCUGGUUCGCAACCAGCUUUUUAUGCAGCUAUCCACACUAGUCAUUGGUAGCACUUUCAUUGGCACUGGAUUCCAGCGUGUGAGCUCCAGUUUCUUGCAGAAAUACAUUCGAUGGCCAAAGCAUUGCAACAAUGUGGCAAUCAUUAUCGGUGGAGCAUCAUCCAUCGUUUGGACGGGAUUUGGUCUUUCCAUCACUUCCAAGAUCAUGGGCGAUGUGGGAUCACUAGGCCUGGCCCUUUGGGCUGGGGCCUUCUACAUGUUGUGCUUCGCCUUCAUCACCACGCAGUGGCACGUCUAUAUCCUCAAUGCCGUGCUUCUGGGGCCACAAGCUCUGGCUUUCCCAGCCACUUCCGCGAUCAAGAGUCGGCUGGUGGCUGAAAGUGAGCAAGGUCUCCUUCAAGGUGCCUUAAACACUGGCAAGAGUAUUGCUGAGUCUGUGGGCCCUAUCCUCUUUGGCUUCUUGUUCGAGGUCUUUAGUGCGCCCUUUGAUGGACACGACUCUCACACCACAAAGGUCUCCGCCAGGAUCCCCAUCUUGCUGGCAUUUCUCCUGUCGCUGCCUUUGCUUUGUUUGGCAGCGAUGCUGCCCCAGAAGCUGGCCAGCUUUGAGCUGCAACUACGGGAACAACUCCGGGAACAAAGUGUCCAGAUAGAGAUGGAGAUCUUCGAGGCGGAAGAUGUGAGCUUGCUAGAUCCAACACAGAGGGACAAGCUGCUCUAG